Messenger RNA from Sinocyclocheilus anshuiensis, 2705 nucleotides. RefSeq names its product NCK interacting protein with SH3 domain (gene nckipsd). Gene Ontology annotation, biological process: endocytosis. Gene Ontology annotation, molecular function: protein binding; Arp2/3 complex binding. The record is from RefSeq and is a predicted model, not a curated record. NCBI's taxonomy places the organism in Eukaryota, Metazoa, Chordata, Actinopteri, Cypriniformes, Cyprinidae. The transcript has 13 exons. Bases 166 to 2406 code for a protein of 746 amino acids.
CCUGUGCGCGCGCCCGCGGUCGUGUUUACUGGGCUGCGGUUCUCCGCCUCGCGCGUUCACACGGUCUGAGCGUGUUAUGAUCGCUUCUUCUGCUUACAUCGCUCCUCUGAGUGCGCCAUUAACGCGCGCCGGACGCGUCAGCGCGGUGGAAACGGCCGGUUAACGAUGUAUCGCUCUCUGUUCGCCUUCAGCUCGGCGGAGCGGAACGCGCUGCGCUUCCCCGCGGGAGACUCUUUCCUCGUGCUCGAGCGCAGCAGCGCGCACUGGUGGCUCGCGACGCGCUGCACCUCCGGCGAGACGGGAUACAUCCCCGCCGCAUACCUCGAGAAGAUACCGGCUCCAGAGCAGGACGAGGUGCUGCAGUCUGUUGAUCAAGCCAUUGAAGCCAUUCACAAUGUGGCCAUGACCAACGGAGGCAAAUACAACCUGGAGCAGAGAGACAUCCUGCAGAAGUUGAUCCACCACAGGAAGGAGACUCUGUCCCGCAGAAGCCCGACUCCAUCCGGUCACAAGCAGAAGAUCCCAUCCUCCUCCAGCGAGGUGUCACUGAGCCACGCGCCGCAGCCUCCCAACGGCCUGAGCCGAGCCUACAGCUGCCAGGGCAGCGAGCCGAUGUCCGAGCGUCCCGCUAGCGUUCCUGGACUCUAUCAGGUUCCUCAGCCUCGCAGAGCGGCGCCCGUGACUCCGCCUCCUCCGGAGAAACACCGCGAGUUACGACGCAACGAUCCAGAGGUGCCACUGAGAGUUUCCUCCACAAGCCCUGCCCCCAGGCCUGUCCCUCCCACUGGGCCCUCUCUGUCUGUAAGCUCCGCCUCCUUAGACUCCAGCUCCUCCCACUCUGGCGUUUCCUCAGAUGUCAGUCUUCCCAGCAUCAGCAGCACUCCGCCCCCUGUGCCAAAACGAGGCAAAGCUCCGCCCCCUCCUCUGCCUGACCGAUCCCCUCAGGAAGAGCCUUCUAAAAAGAGUUCACAGGCUCCUCCCCCUCCCGUGCCUGACCAGUCCCCUUCUCCAGACCCUUCGAAGAAGAAGCCGGUGCCUCAGCCAAUCAGUCAACAGCCUGCUGCCGAACACCAAUCGGACGUGGAGUGGCCGCUGGGCCCGCCCCCUGCUUCUCUCAGCGCUCCUAGUAGCCCCACCCAGUCUGCAGCCAUUCCCGUGACCAUCGGAGCGGAAAUGAUUGAACUGGUGCGCAAGAACACGGGCCUUAGUUACGAGUUGUCGCGGGUUGCCGUGGGUGUGGUGGUGGGUCACCUGCAGAGUGCGUUGCCGAGGGCGACGGCGGACCUGGAGCAGGUGCUGCUGUCGCUGGUGGAGAGUAAGGAUCUGGGCGUGGCGCUGCCGCUUGGCCGGGUGUGUCACGACGAGCAGCGGCUGCAGGUGAUCUUUAGCGAUCUGGCGCGACACCGUGAUGACUCGCAGCAGCGCAGCUGGGCUCUGUAUGAAGAUCACGCACUCAUCGCAUGUUACCUGGAGGAGUUACUGCAGAUACUGACUGACGCGGAUCCUGAGGUGUGUAAGAAGAUGUGUCGCGUGAACGAGUAUGAGGCGGUUCUGUCGCUGGUGUCGUAUUAUCAGAUGGAGCACCGCGUGUCGCUGCGGCUGCUGCUGCUGAAGGUGUUCGGGGCGAUGUGCGGUCUGGACGCGGCGCUGAUCUCCACCCUCCUGAACUCCGUCCUGACCAUGGAGCUGGCGAGGGACCUGCAGACGGACACUCAGGAGCAUGAGAAGAUGUGCUACAGCGCGCUGCUGAUGGCCAUGAUCUUCUGCAGGGGCGAGCAGAUCCCGCUGCAUCACUACGAGCAUCUGAACGCUGCUUUCCUGCAGUUCCUGCUGGACGUGAUUGAGGACGGCUUGCCCUCCGACUCCACAGAGCAGCUGCCGGACCUCUUCAUCAACCUGCUGCUGGCCUUCAACCUGCACCUCAGCGUACCGGAGAGUAACAUCGUGAUGCAGGCACUGAUCAAGACACACAAUGUGAAGAUUCUCACUGAGAAACUCUUAUUACUGCUCAACAGAGGAGAGGAUCCAGUGUGUGUGUUCGAUCACGCUCCUCCUGCGCCGCACUCAGUGCUCAAGUUCCUGCAGGAUGUGUUCUCCAGUCGAGACACGGCUGAUAUCUUCUACCGCAGCGACCUGAUGGUGAUGAUCGACAUCGCAGUGAGACAGAUCUCAGACCUGUCGCCCGGUGACAGAAUGCGGAUGGAGUAUCUGUCUCUCAUGCUGGCUCUCAUGCGCUCCACUGACUAUCUGGAGCACCGGCACCGGCUGAGCGACCUGCAGGUGGCGCUGCAGAGGAUCCUGGGAGAAGAGGAGGACUGUGGGGAGGAUCCGGGCUCCAGCAGACAGAUGGACAAACUCAUCGUGCAGCAGAUCCGCCAGGAGUUCCCUCAGAUCUAUAGAGACUGAGUGUGUAGAGUGUGUUAGUCUUAACACUCGCCAGAUCACACACGUUCUCUCUGUUUCCCAGCUGAUUCACUGAACUGUAACCCUUGACCUCUGAGUAGCCCCGCCAUCCUUCAGCAGUGAGGGGAAUAUGAUCUUUACAGUAUUAAUGCAGAUCUGUGUUUGUGCUGAUCACGUCUGAUGCAGCUUUGUGCGAAAUUAUCUAUUUUUCCUCAUGUUGUUGUUCAGAAGGGAAACGGUAACAAUAUAUUUUCUUAACGUUGAAAGACUAAUAAAAUGCUGCCAUCCUAAUGCACCUAAAA